AUGUACCACUAUCAAUUUUAUCGCUGUCGCUUAUACGCUGCUCAAAAACUGUAUACUUUUAUUUUUAACACCUUGCUAACAGCUCUUUCUUUCGACUUGUCUUGUCUUCAAGACAAGACCCACUCAAUGGAUACUGGAGACCAGACUCACAAAACUGACCAAGUCCGUAUCAAUCCAGAGAGCAUCCUAGCUUGCCCUCCAAAACCAGUGUCACUCCCUUACGAUCUCCCAGCACUUCCUUCAAAGCAUGAAGUGGCCGCCCAAAUGAAACAUCUCGAAACGCAGCUGAUCCCCCGCUUAAGUGCCUUUGUUGAUUUGCCCCUUAGAGAACCUGCUAAUGAUUCUCUUCCCGUGUAUCAGAGGUGGAAACAGGAAGUGCAAAGACUCAACCCUGGACUGACCUCCAUCUCUAAUAUAAUGGCUCCUACAAAGAAAAACACGUAG
Molecule: messenger RNA, 444 nt
Organism: Pichia kudriavzevii
Lineage: Eukaryota; Fungi; Ascomycota; Pichiomycetes; Pichiales; Pichiaceae
Exons: 1
Coding region: 1-444 (147 amino acids)
Source: RefSeq, a predicted model, not a curated record